AUGACUCCCGAUCGAGCUCUUCGUCGAAGUGGGGUGCAGGACUUGAAUAGACUAGCUUGCGAGGAUGAGGUUACAUUUGGGCAAAACACUUUGUUGGGGACACUUCUUGACACAACAGGCAUCGAAUGUGCGUCUAUAAUGGAGCUUGCGUUUGGGUUAAUACGCUUGGCUAAACAGGCCCAAAUCGCCAAGAAAGAGGCUGCCGGAGAUUUCUCCCACUUGAAAGGCAAAGACGGUGCUCAGUCUUCUCUCCCUCAGCCAACGCUCCCCACGAUCUCUUUGGACGAUGAUGAAUCUGAUAUCAAGACCGUCAACAAUAGUCGUUAUGCUGGGUCCGUCCGAACGGGCAAAGACAGCUAUUGGCCUGAUCACAAGGACGACUAUGGUGGCUAUAUGGCAGAUUACCCUCCCAUGCCUGCAUUCGAUCCCAAUGCAUACCCACCUCAACCUGGUUAUGCCAACUAUGCCCCAAGUUUGCAUGACGAUGGUAGCACACUCUACGGUGAACAUGAUGACUAUGGCUCCAAAGGUCUACUCGCCCAUGGACAGGCGCCAGCUCAGAGCGGUAAC
Acaulospora colombiana is the source of this 570-nucleotide messenger RNA. The record is from the annotation of a GenBank genome assembly. NCBI's taxonomy places the organism in Eukaryota, Fungi, Glomeromycota, Glomeromycetes, Diversisporales, Acaulosporaceae.